UCUCUUGACAUCCUUGUCCGGUCGUAUAUAUUGUGCUUCUUUUUUAUGCGUUUCUUUUGUUGUUUGUUGUUAGUCCAUAGUGAAAACCAAGGGAGGGGAUGGGCAACCUAUUUUGUUGUGUCCAAGUAGACCAAUCAACCGUAGCGAUAAAGGAAAGAUUUGGCAAGUUUGAUGAAGUUCUAGAGCCAGGAUGCCAUUGUUUACCUUGGUGUAUUGGGAGCCAGCUUGCCGGCCAUCUCACUCUGCGUUUACAGCAGCUUGAUGUGCGUUGUGAGACCAAGACUAAGGACAAUGUAUUUGUCAACGUUGUGGCAUCCAUACAGUAUCGUGCCCUGGCUGAGAAGGCUAAUGAUGCUUUCUACAAACUUAGCAACCCCAGGACUCAAAUUCAAGCCUAUGUUUUUGAUGUUAUUAGGGCAAGUGUUCCAAAGCUGGAUUUGGAUGAUGCUUUUGAGCAAAAGAAUGAUAUUGCUAAAGCUGUUGAAGAUGAGCUUGAAAAGGCUAUGUCUGCUUAUGGAUAUGAGAUUGUCCAGACCCUCAUUGUUGAUAUAGAACCAGAUGAACACGUGAAAAGGGCCAUGAACGAGAUUAAUGCUGCUGCAAGGAUGAGAGUUGCAGCAAACGAGAAAGCAGAGGCGGAGAAGAUUAUACAGAUAAAGAGAGCAGAGGGAGAGGCGGAAUCAAAGUAUCUGUCAGGAGUGGGGAUUGCAAGGCAACGACAGGCGAUUGUGGACGGUCUAAGGGACAGUGUGCUUGGGUUCUCAGUCAAUGUUCCAGGGACAACGGCUAAGGAUGUUUUGGAUAUGGUCCUUAUUACCCAGUAUUUUGAUACCAUGAAAGAAAUUGGAGCUGCCUCUAAAUCUUCAUCCGUCUUUAUCCCUCAUGGACCUGGUGCUGUUCGAGACAUUGCCACCCAGAUUCGAGAUGGCCUGCUUCAGGCAUCUCACCAUCAUGAAUAAAGGGUCAGACCCAAACUCAAUUGUAAUAAAGUCUUAAUACCAGGAUACGGUUUAGUGUGUUUGAGUGAAAUCUAUAUUUAGUCUCUCUGCUUAGAAAUAUGAAAUGUAAUUUGCUAUCUAAAGUUAAUGAAAGUGAACUUUUCCA
This is a messenger RNA of Gossypium raimondii (Peruvian cotton), 1104 nucleotides long. RefSeq names its product hypersensitive-induced response protein-like protein 1. NCBI's taxonomy places the organism in Eukaryota, Viridiplantae, Streptophyta, Magnoliopsida, Malvales, Malvaceae. The record is from RefSeq and is a predicted model, not a curated record. The transcript has 5 exons. The coding region runs from base 99 to 959 and encodes 286 amino acids.